Drosophila ananassae is the source of this 1643-nucleotide messenger RNA. RefSeq lists its product as uncharacterized. The coding region runs from base 8 to 1567 and encodes 519 amino acids. The transcript is spliced from 3 exons. The record is from RefSeq and is a predicted model, not a curated record. NCBI's taxonomy places the organism in Eukaryota, Metazoa, Arthropoda, Insecta, Diptera, Drosophilidae.
CUCGAUAAUGUCUGAAAGAAAAACGUUGGUUCUAAGCGCUCUCUUGGUUUUCGGUUUAGUGAUUCAUAUGACCUCAGGUCAGGACUCGACGACAGUAGCUCCUGAUCCGACAGCAACGACGCCAGCAGAUCCUGGAUCAAAUACAACUACGCCCGGAGGCGGAAAUGAAACUCAGGCCGGAGGAUCAAGCACAACGCCGGCGCCUGGGUCUUCUGGAAAUAAUGAAGGACCGGAUACAACGGUCGACUACUGCGAACCCUCACUGUGCCCGCAUGGACACCUUCAUGUGGCAUGUAACGCCUCAAUGACUAUCACGCAUCGCUUAUGCGAAUUGGACGCCGAUAUUGUGCCCAUCAAUGAGAGGCUCCAGCACUUCAUAGUUACCGUCUUCAACACAUUGAGGAAUGACGUGUCCAAAGGUGGCUUAAACGGAUUGAGUCCUGCUGCCAGGAUGGCCUCUGUACAGUGGGAUCCAGAUCUCGCUUUCUUGGCCGAGUUCAAUGUACGGAAUUGUCAUCUGAGCCAUGACGAAUGCAGGAACACUAAAAAGUUUCCCCAUGCCGGCCAGACUGUGGCGUAUCGGGCCUUUAAAGGUAAUAUCCCUGACCUGGAGGACAUCAUAAAGGAUUGCUUCGGAUUAUGGUUGAACGAAAAUCUUAAUGUCCAUAUAGCAGACAUACUGAAGUUCAAAGGACUCAAAAAUAAACCGCCAAUGUACAACUUCUUGCAACUGAUGUUGGAAAGUAACGAUCAUUUCGGCUGUGCCAUCCUGCAGCAGACCCACAAUGGAUGGUUCCAAACCUAUCUGACCUGCAACUUUGCCGUGGGACUGGUUAAGGGCAAACACAUCUAUACCACCAGCCAGCUAGCGGGAUCAGGAUGCAAAACAGGAUCCCAUUCAAUCUUCCACAAUCUGUGCUCCCCGGACGAAAAGUAUGACACUGAGGUGCCAAAGGCCGAUUUCGCCUACCUUCGGGCAGAGGAGGAGGAGCCAGAUCCCAAAAUAUGGAUAACUGAAAGCGACGAAUCGGACACCAAAGACUACAUAGAAUACGAAAAACAUGGGAUUCACGUUAUGAUGCCCAAUCACGAGGAAUUCGUCUUUUUACAAGGAGAUGCUGCACCCGUCACCACUGUGGCAGCGGGUGGUGAUACCACCACAGCUCCAGCCGGAGGUGACACCACAACAGCAGCAGGAGGAGACAAUACGACUGGAGGACCAGAUGGUAACAACCAGACAAUGGCCAGCACCGGUGAAGAACAUAAUAGUACCGAUGCAGAAUCUCUAGUCGAGCCCACCACUUUGCCACCCGACCUAACUGCCCUUCAGCGAAAGUUCGCACGCUUUAUAUUCCUGAUGGACCUGGCGGAAACGGCCUCCUCCCACCGAAAGUUCGUGAUCACAACUAGCAACCACGAGAUAACCGAUAAACGACACGAAACGUCCCACAAUGAGACUGAGAAAGCAGCCAGGAGCCGCAAGCGGCAAUGGCGGAGUCGUCUGGCGGGCAGAUCCAUGAAGCUGAAACCGCAGCUCCGAUCUCGAAGAAUGCAAAUACGAAUAUAAAGUAAGCAUUACUAAAAAAGGACAAUAUUUGACAUUUAAUAUAAUAAAUAAAGAGUCUCAAGAUUAUAAUACAAAA